This is a messenger RNA of Solea senegalensis (Senegalese sole), 1464 nucleotides long. It is a transcript of the gene rassf11, whose product is annotated as Ras association domain family member 11. The coding region runs from base 4 to 1464 and encodes 486 amino acids. Lineage: Eukaryota; Metazoa; Chordata; Actinopteri; Pleuronectiformes; Soleidae. Gene Ontology annotation, biological process: signal transduction. The transcript is spliced from 2 exons. The record is from RefSeq and is a predicted model, not a curated record.
ACAAUGGAGGUGAAGGUGUCUGUGGACGGUGUCCCACGUGUGGUCUGUGGAGUUACAGAGGAAACAACAUGUCAAGAAGUGGUUGUAGCGUUGGCUCAAGCACUGGGUCAGCCUGGUCGCUACAUGUUACGGGAGAAAUUCAAAGAGUUUGAGCGGUGCAUGACGCCGAGCGAGAGACUGCUGGAGACUCUCGAGAAGUACGGUGAACAGGCCAGGGAGGUUCAGCUCACCCUGCUCCUCAGUGGACCCCCCGUCUUGGAUGAGAUGAGCAGAACCAACGUUGGCAGGUACCAGCCUUGUCCACCACUGAGAAGGAAAGACGCAGGAGCUAGGAUGCGGCGUGGCAGUGGUUCACUGAGUUUGCAUCGCCAAAGCUUGCCACCGUUGCCUUGUUUGAGGCACGAAGCGGAGCAGCCAAAAGAGGACAUAAAGAGACCGAAGAGAAAGUCUCUGACGCUCAUGGAAGAGGCCUGGGAAUGGCUGGAGAAUCUGGGGAAAGGAAAGGUCUACAGCACAGCAUGUGAUAAAGACAGAAGCAAGAAGUCGGAUAAAAAGAACCGCACUUCAUUAAAUGUUUUGCUCACUCCCGACAAAGAAAACUUGGGUAGUGGAAGCAAAGUCAGAGGUCAGAAAGGUUUAAUGUCGGACUUGGACCAUCAAACAUCCUGCUGCAUUGGAAGUCAGACGAAAGGUAAAGCAAGCAAACACAGCAAGAAAAGACAAGAGGCAAAAUCUUAUGACCGGAACAGUUUAAGCAGUGCGAUCAUUGACGAUGAGAGAAACCGUCUAAAAGAAACGGUUUUAAGUCAGCUCGGCAGUUUGCAGGAUUUAGAAGCCCAUAUAGCACGUGUAGACAAACAGAUUCUUGAGCUUGAGGAAAAGCAGAGGGCUCGAAGGGCUGAGCAGGAAGCCCAGCAGAGAAUGGCUGAACAGGAGAUUGAGCAGAUCAUGUUUUGGGAAAAUGAAUUAAAGGCAGAAGAACGUCAUGAGAAAGACUUGCAAGGUCAGUUCCUUCAGAUUAAGGCGAAAACUGUCGAGUGCAAGGCCAUGCUUCAGGAGCACAAGGACAAAAUAAAGGGGCUUCACUUUUUUGGCCCUCAAAAUGUUGUGGCAAAAAGAGAGGAUUUAGAAAAGGUUGGUGCAAAUGCUACCACCGAGGUUUCAGCUAAAGAUGCAAAUCAGCAGCCAUCUGAUCGAGACAGGGGUUUAAAUGUUAACAGGAAGUUCCUGCACAGAGACGCCUCCAACUCUCAUGUUCUCAUUUCUCCCAGCCACAUUAAGGAGCGUCGGCCCACGGGACCCACAGAGCUCCGAGAGUGGUGGAAGCGCUGGUCUGAGGCCCGAAACGCUCACUUACAGGCUAAACAGCCGAUUCACCGCUCUGAACUUACUGUAUAUUUGGGCAGCACGAAAGAUGAGAAUAAAGGAAUGAGGACGAAAAUGAAGGAGAACACUGAACUGUGA